AUGUUUGUCACUUCCUGCGCCACUCCGUCCAAUCAGCGCUGUCCACGAGCGAGAGAUAUGUGUGGUGGACGCGUGGCCCUGCUCCUCUCCCUGGGGCUCCUCUCCCUCGGCCUCCUGGGUGUAUCCGCUCAGCUGGAAGAUGACCACAUGACCAUGGAGGACCUCAACGACCUGGACGUGGAGGACGAAGACCUGGAGCUGGCCCCAGACAUGGACCUGGACCAGGACGAGGACCCCAGCGCCGCCCCAGAGACCACCGCCCCGCCUGCUCCCAAAGUGACGUACAAAGCCCCUGAGCCCAGAGGAGAGCACUACUUUGCUGAGGCCUUCGACCGAGACACUCUGGACGGUUGGGUUCUGUCCAGCGCCAAGAAGGAGGACACAGAUGAGGACAUCGCCAAAUACGACGGUAAAUGGGCUGUGGAGGAGAUGAGGGACACCAAACUGCCCGGAGACAAAGGCCUGGUGCUGAAGUCCAGGGCCAAACACCACGCCAUCUCAGCCCAGCUCCUGCGGCCCUUCUCCUUCACCACCAAGCCCCUUAUUGUCCAGUAUGAGGUGAACUUCCAGUCUGGGAUCGACUGUGGAGGGGCCUACGUCAAACUGCUCACUCAGACUCCGGAUCUAGACUUGGCCCAGUUUGUGGACAAGACUCCAUACACGAUCAUGUUUGGCCCAGACAAAUGUGGAGAGGACUACAAGCUGCACUUCAUCUUCAGGCACAAGAACCCCAAGACCGGCGAGUUUGAGGAGAAACACGCCAAGAAGCCCGACGCAGACCUCCGCACAUACUACACAGACAAGAAGAGCCACCUUUACACACUCGUGCUGAACCCGGAUAACUCGUUCGAGGUGCUGGUGGACCAGACCGUGGUGAACAGCGGGAACCUGCUCACAGACAUGACCCCCCCAGUCAACCCCGCUGCUGAGAUCGAAGACCCAGACGACCACAAGCCUGAGGACUGGGACGAGAGAGCCAAGAUCCAGGAUCCCGAUGCCACCAAGCCUGAAGACUGGGACGAGGAUGCUCCAGCUCAGGUCCCAGAUGAGGCCGCCGUCAAACCCGAGGGCUGGCUGGACGAUGAGCCAGAGUACAUCGGAGACCCCGACGCACUCAAGCCGGAUGACUGGGACGAGGACAUGGACGGCGAGUGGGAGGCACCACAAGUUCCCAACCCCAAGUGUGAGACGGCCCCCGGGUGUGGAGAGUGGAAGAGGCCCAUGGUGGACAACCCCAACUACAAGGGCAAGUGGAAGUCCCCCAUGAUCGACAACCCCAACUACCAGGGUGUGUGGAAGCCUCGUAAGAUCGCCAACCCGGCCUUCUUCGAGGACCUGGAGCCGUUCAAGAUGAGUGCGUUCAGUGCUGUGGGGCUGGAGCUCUGGUCCAUGACCUCAGAGAUCUUCUUUGAUAACUUCUUCAUCACAGACGACAGGAACACAGCCGACCAGUGGGCCUCAGAGGGAUGGGCCCUGAAGAAGACUGCGGAGAGCGCCGCCGAGCCCGGCCUGGUCACACAGAUGCGCUCAGCUGCAGAGGAGCGUCCCUGGCUCUGGGUGGUCUAUGUGCUGACGGUGGCCCUGCCCCUGGUCCUCAUCAUUGUCUUCUGCUGCACUGGGAAGAAAAAGACUCCGGCUGCAGACUAUAAGAAAACGGACGAACCGCAGCCAGACGUGAAAGAGGAAGAGGAGGGGGAGGAGGAGGAGGAGGAAGAGGCAGGGGCAGAAGCAGCAGCAGCAGCAGCAACAGCAGCACAGGAGGACAAGAGCAGCCCAGCAGAGGAGGCAGAGGAAGCAGAGGAGGGCGCAGAGGAAGCAGACGAUGACAAGACGGAGGAGAAGGACACAGAGAACGAAGAGAAACUGGAGGAGGACAUUCUGCGCAGAUCUCCCAGAAACAGGAGACCCCGAAAGGACUAA
Messenger RNA from Knipowitschia caucasica, 1920 nucleotides. The record is from the annotation of a GenBank genome assembly. NCBI's taxonomy places the organism in Eukaryota, Metazoa, Chordata, Actinopteri, Gobiiformes, Gobiidae.